Molecule: messenger RNA, 1712 nt
Organism: Malania oleifera
Lineage: Eukaryota; Viridiplantae; Streptophyta; Magnoliopsida; Santalales; Ximeniaceae
Product: myb-related protein 2-like
Exons: 7
Coding region: 157-1398 (413 amino acids)
Molecular function (GO): DNA binding; DNA-binding transcription factor activity
Source: RefSeq, a predicted model, not a curated record
GUGAGAGUUGGUCAAAGAACAAGAAAGUUGGAAUAGUCGAAGUAUUAUUUUUCUGGGUAUCAGGAAUUGGGAUUGCAGUGUAAUAAAAAUUGCAUAAUAACGUUCCAAAUUUCAGGGUUUGCAGAUCAACUCAAGACAUAAAAGAGCUGCCAGAAGAUGUACCAUCACCAUCACCAAGGAAAGAACAUCAACCCUUCUUCAAGAAUGUCCAUCCCUUCUGAAAGGCAUUUAUUUCUGCAGGGUGCAAACGGCCUCGGAGAAUCAGGACUUGUCCUCUCAACUGACGCUAAACCAAGACUUAAAUGGACACCAGAUCUCCAUGAGCGAUUUAUAGAAGCAGUCAAUCAGCUUGGAGGAGCAGACAAGGCUACUCCAAAGACAGUUAUGAAACUUAUGGGAAUUCCAGGACUCACCUUAUACCAUCUAAAGAGUCAUCUUCAGAAAUACAGACUCAGUAAGAAUCUCCAUGGACAAGCUAAUAGCGGGACCAACAAAUUUGGCAUGGUUUUAGUUGCAGGAGACAGGAUUUCUGAUGCAAAUGGAAGUCAUAUGAGCAAUCCAAUCAUUGGGGCACAAACAAACAAAAGCUUACAUAUAAGUGAAGCACUACAGAUGCAAAUUGAGGUGCAGAGAAGAUUACACGAGCAGCUUGAGGUACAGCGACAUUUACAACUUCGGAUAGAGGCUCAGGGGAAAUACCUACAGACUGUGUUGGAGAAAGCCCAGGAGACACUUGAAAGACAAAACUUAGGCACAGUGGGACUAGAAGGUGCCAAAGUCCAGCUAUCUGAAUUGGUGUCCAAAGUAUCAACUAAGUGCCUGAAUUCUGCAUUUCCAGGGCUGAAAGAACUGUCGGGUUUGUGCCCCCAGCGUGCACAGGCAACCCAACCCAAUCGUUCAAUAGAUAGCUGCUUGACCUCCUGCAAAGGAUCUCAAGAGGACCAUGAAACACGCAAUAGCAGGACAGGUUUAAGACCUUACAAUAGUAUUUCAUGCUUGGAGCCAAAAGAGAUGGUGGACUCGUCCAGACUACAGCAGCCUGAACUAAAGUGGUGUGAGGACCUGAAGGAAAGUAAAAUGAUUCAUGUUGAAAGAAGUUCCGACAAUUUAUCCAUCAGUGUUGGACUUAAAGAAGAAGAGAAGGGCAAUGGCGGUGGCAAUGGCAACAGCAGGAGUGGCAGCUAUUCUAAUGAAUUAUUAAAAGGAUGGAAUGAGGGCAACGAUUUUCUCCUCCAAAUUGACAAUAAAGCAAAUUUGGUUAAACUAGACAACGAGAGAAUCUCUCAAGAAUAUAGCCUGCCUUGUUUUGCGGCCAAACUGGACUUAAAUGUGGGUGAUGAAAAUGAUGCCACUUCAAGCUGCAAACAGUUUGACUUGAAUGGUUUCAGCUGGAACUGAUGAGAGAUUCCAGAUAGCAUGGCAGGAGAUUAAAUUAGAAAAGUUUGGGAAAAAAGCUAGAAACUCAAUCAGCACUGUAACCUGUUCUCUCAUCAAGGCCGGGUUAAAGGUAAAUAUCUAUGGAACAAGAGGGUAAUGACCAGGAAGCAAUCAAUUCAAACCUGAUAAUAAACUGAACCAACAAGGAUAGAUCUCGUUCAGAAAUUUUAGCAUUGUUUGCUGCAAAGAUUUGUACGAUCAAUCUAAUUUGUCACCAAGAGUUCCAGGGCCACAUGCAGAAUGUGAUUUGCAUAAUAUUGGAUUUUGCAAUGGAA